CACCGCAUCAACAGAGAUCGAUAACCGGAUUCUAAUCUUCAUCGCCAGAUAUCACUGGUAUCCUUGUGAGUUGUGUACACGAGUAUGUAUUACAUGUUUACGGCUGCGGCUUGUGCGCUUUAGCUCUUAUCUGUGAAGUGUUUUCCAAUUAUUGAGAAUCAUCUGAAAUUUAUUAAGAAUAUGAUUAAUCGUAUUCGGCCUCGUCUUGUGACCUUCGACGUGACCGACACGUUGUUGAUGACAAAACUCGAAGAGCAUUACAGCGAGAUUGGUUCUCAGCAUGGUCUGCUCGUCGAGCCUAAAAAAUUAGCGCGAAGUUUCAAAACCAAUUACGUGCAACUUAGCAAGGAACACCCGAUAUAUGGCAAGCACACUGGUUUGGGAUGGGAGAAUUGGUGGAGAACAAUUGUGUAUAAUGUAUUUAGAGAUCAACAUGCGUCUGUAUCAAAGGACAAAUUGAACAAGGUUGCCGACAGUCUGAUAAAUUGCUACGGCACCGGCAAAUGCUGGCACAAAUAUCCUGGUACCAUUGAUUUACUCAAUUACCUGCAGAAAAAGAACAUCAUUCUGGGUAUUAUCUCGAAUUUUGACGAACAAUUAGAAUCAAUUCUCAAGGAUGUUCAAAUUCACCAAUAUUUUACCUUUGUUUUGACCUCAUAUAAUCUUGGUGUGGAAAAGCCGAGCUUACAAAUAUUCGAGGAAGCAUUAAAAUUAGUGAAGCAUCUUCGAGAAGAAGAAAUAUCACCUCAGGAAGCAAUGCAUAUUGGUGAUAGACUGGACAAUGAUUACUUUGGAGCGAAAAAUGCUGGUUGGAAUGCUUUAUUGAUUAAACAUGAGAAUGAGAUUGACAAUAUCAAUAUACCCAAGGAAAAUGUUUUUAGAAAUUUAAAGGAGCUUCAGGAACAUUUUCAGAAAACAUUUGAAACAAAUUACUAAUUAAUAGUGCAACGAUUAUCUGUUAGC
Messenger RNA from Camponotus floridanus (Florida carpenter ant), 963 nucleotides. Its product is annotated as rhythmically expressed gene 2 protein. The transcript is spliced from 2 exons. The coding region runs from base 181 to 936 and encodes 251 amino acids. The record is from RefSeq and is a predicted model, not a curated record. Lineage: Eukaryota; Metazoa; Arthropoda; Insecta; Hymenoptera; Formicidae.